Messenger RNA from Poecilia reticulata (guppy), 8249 nucleotides. RefSeq names its product TBC1 domain family, member 25 (gene tbc1d25). The record is from RefSeq and is a predicted model, not a curated record. Gene Ontology annotation, biological process: regulation of autophagosome maturation; activation of GTPase activity. NCBI's taxonomy places the organism in Eukaryota, Metazoa, Chordata, Actinopteri, Cyprinodontiformes, Poeciliidae. Gene Ontology annotation, molecular function: GTPase activator activity. Gene Ontology annotation, cellular component: autophagosome.
UAAAAACUUUAGAUUAAAUAAAAUUAAUUAUAAAAGAAACAGUAUAUACAACUAUUUUUGUAUUAGAUGCAGAAACAAGGCAGGUUGUGACAGUUGUUCCGAAUAUGUUUAUGUAGGUUAAUACAUAACCUACAAUGUUAUGUAACUUAACAUAACAUAACAUUACAGCCUUACCAAUGAGGCUGUAAGAGGUUCACCGUGUUCAUUAAAGAGACAUUCUGUCUCUGUAGCACCGACCAAAAGGUAAAAUUUCUAAAAGUUUGUGUCCAGGGUGUGGGGUCUAAGGAGAUGUCAGCUGCCCUUUUCCUGACCCUUGACCUGUACAAGAACUGAAUGGAGAGAAGGUCAACCCUGAUGAUCCUUUCUGCAGACCUGAUUGUUCCACUCUGGACCGGUUCUGUGCUGUUGAUGAACCAAAUCACCAAGCCUUCUUCUGAACAGUGUCUAUGUCACACUGUGUUGAAGAUGGUGAGGAGUGGGCUGGGGGGGAUUUUCUGUUAGUCCAGUAAACCAGCAGAUCCACCUCUCUACAUACAGACUCAUCCCUGUCCAAGGUCAGACCAAUAACAGUGGUGCCAUCUGCAAACUUCAGGACCUUCACAUGGGUCACUGAGGUCCUGUCAUCCGAGUAUAGAGAGAAGAAAAGUUGGGGGUUCUGGGGGUUCUGGUACUGGUUGUUCUUAAGGGUGAAAAGAAAAAGUUAAAAGAAAGCAUGAAAGAAGGAAAGAUAAAGAAAGAAAGAAAAAUGGAAGAGAAGAUAAAGAAAGAAAUCGAUGACAUAACCACCUUAACCAGCAGAUGGCGGUGUUGCAAACGAAAACUUCCCGUAAAAAAUCGAAGCAGAAGGAACUGACGGACCAUAGGAGCUCGGUUGGAAUUAGCAUCACCAUCAUGUCUCGGUGACCGAGUCCGUGUAUCAGGGACAGCAUCCUGAGAGGGGCCUUACUGUUCCGAAACGGAAUCCUUAAGAUGGCAGGCGAGGAGGAGAGGGGAGUGGUUCGAGUWAAAGUCAAGAAAUGCGAUGGAGCACUUCCUGUGGAGUCUCGCUCCUUUGCUGUUGAUCCUCAGAUAACGUCACUGGAGGUCCUGCAGCAUAUCCUCAUCAGAGCCUUCGACCUCAACGGGAAGCGGAAUUUCAGUGUAAGCUACCUGUCUCGAGAUCGAAGCAGCGUGGAGAUGUACCUGUCUCUGCUGUCUGACUGGGAUCUGGACGUUGCAUUUAUGAGUGCAGCCAAGCCGUUCCUGCAGCUCAAGAUGGAUGUGAAGCCUUCUGAGGACAGUCCAGUAAUGGAAGACUGGGACAUCAUAAGCCCAAAAGAUGUGAUUGGUUCAGAGCUGCUGCUUGGAGAAAGGACCAGGUCUUUGGCUUCUGCAGCGCUUCCCUUCACUCAGUCUCUGCUGUCCCAGGUGGGACGGACCCUGUCCCGAGUCCAGCAGGCCUUCACCUGGUCUUAUGGAGAGGAGAUCAAGCCUUUCAAACCUCCACUUAGUGAUUCAGAGUUUCACAGCUACCUUAACGGACAGGGCCAGCUGACUCGGCCCGAAGAACUCCGACUGCGGAUCUACCACGGUGGCGUGGAGCCGUCGCUGCGAAAGGUGGUUUGGCGGUACCUCCUUAAUGUGUACCCCGAUGGACUGAGCGGUCAGGAGAGAAUGGACUACAUGAAGAAGAAGACGAGGGAGUACGAGCAACUGAAGAGGGAGUGGACGGCCAGGGCCAGCCACGAGGACCUGGAGUUUAUCCGUGGGAAUGUCCUCAAGGACGUGCUGAGGACAGACCGGGCUCAUCCGUAUUACGCAGGCUCAGAAGACAGUCCGCACCUGACUGCCCUCACAGACCUGCUCACCACAUUUGCCAUCACACAUCCUCAGAUCUCCUACUGCCAAGGCAUGAGCGACAUAGCCUCACCUAUACUUGCAGUAAUGGACAACGAAGCACACACCUUCAUUUGUUUUUGUGGCAUUAUGAAACGCUUAGAGGGGAACUUUCGGCCAGACGGGCAGCUCAUGUCCAUUAAGUUCCAGCACCUGAAGCUGCUUCUGCAGUACUCUGAUCCUGAGUUCUACGUCUAUCUGGUGUCCCGGGGAGCCGACGACCUCUUUUUUUGUUAUCGGUGGCUCCUCCUGGAGCUCAAGCGAGAGUUUGCAUUUGAUGACGCUUUGAGGAUGCUGGAGGUAACUUGGAGCUCCCUGCCCCCAGAUCCUCCAGAAACCGAGGUGGAACUUGUGGGGCCACUGCUAGAGGGAGACGAAACGACGUCGUGCAAAGACGAGGCUGUUAACUGCCUUAAAGAUGAGGAGGUACAAAAAGAGAAGCAGCGUAGACGACAUAUGCUGAGACCAUCCAGAGAGGAAACGAAUAUGAGGAGGAAUCCCAUCACUGGAGGGAAGGCCGAUCAAACUGUAGGCUCUGGUGUAGAAAUGGAAGGCGUUGAAGAUGGUCAUUCUGAAGAAAUGUCAAAGAAGUCAAAUUUGCAGGGUCAUUUCUUUCAGAGACAACUCAGUUUUGGGGAGUUUAAAUACUACACAGCUCGAAGCCAAGGCAGCUUUGAUAUGGAGGAUCAGGAGCAGCCGCAGGGUUCUGCGACUUCGGAAGCAAACAACCCAAGGCGGCAGUCAACAGUUGACAGCGAGGACGACCCCGGAGAAAGAACCCCUCUCAUUAGAAACUCUGACUACGGUUUGUCUCCAAUAACUUCGCACACUCACUUCACUGGAGGACUUCCAGUCUGGAAAACUGGCUCAUCCGUCUCUCCCACAUCUUCACCUACAAACUCCAGCUGGCCAGGAGUUUCUCUGGACUUUCCUCUGGUGUCCACAGCUUCAUCUGCAGCGAAUUUAAGUGAGACCUCAUCAAGAACUGGCUCUAAAGUAUCAACCUCUUCAGCACAAGGUAUUAGCUCUCCAACCGGUACUUCUAAAACAUCAGCCGCCUCUCCUCCCACUCAGAAUAGAUCUGUUCUCUCCUCGCCCAUUUUGUCGUUUGGCGGAGGCUCCUCUGCGAACAACCUCCCCUCGCCUGGCAACAAAUCCCCCAGCACCAAAGCGAACACACCAAGCUCUUUAAAACCUGAAAGCACCAGCAUCAAGCCCUGCUCUUUGCCGCCUCCUCACGAGUUCGGCAAAGGGAACCCCUUCAUGCUGUUCUUGUGCCUGUCCAUCUUGUUGGAGCACCGGGACCACAUCAUGAAGAACAACAUGGACUACAAUGAGAUCGCCAUGCACUUUGAUCGCCUGGUGCGACGCCACAACCUCAGCAGGGUGCUGCAGAGAGCCAAGGCCUUGUUUGCAGACUAUUUACAGAGCGAAGUCUGGGACUCGGAAGAAGGGGAUGAGGUCAGCUCAGAUUCUCCGACAACAGCUGCCCCGCAGUCCCCCUCUUCAACCAUCUCCACCAGGCCCAUCUAUAGCCCGCUAGCCUCACCUCCAUCAUCACCCAACUCGACUUACAACCUGGCCACCACCAUUCCCUYCCCUUCAGCUCAAGUCUCCCUUUCCUCGGUGUCCUGAUUCCCUCACUGGAUUUUAAAUGGAUUUCUCAGUUGACUCUUGGUAACCUGUUGGAGAUCUUUUUCAAAUAGCCCCUUCCCUCCUGCUGAAUUGGUCUGUUACCAAUCUCCCCAUGCUAUGUAUGCCUGAUUACAUGUAUUCCCUAUAUCCGUCUGCAUCAUAAUGUUUCAUCUUUCUCUCUAUUUGUCUGAAAUAUGGGCUCAGACGGCUUCGUUGGCGGCUGUUUUCUCACAUGCUGUUGAAACAUGAAAUACUCAUUCAGUCCUUCUGCGUUCUGUAACUGAUGAUCUGCUCUCUUCAUUCAGCCUCUUCUUUGUAGCUUUGCUUACAAGUUCGGUUGCAGUCAUCUCAGGAGUGUCUCACCUGGAACCCUGAACAAAGUCACCAGAGAAUAUCCUCAAUCUGGCUUCAUUAAACACAAAACGUUUGUCUAUUCCUCUUUAAAAAAAACUUUCAUGCCUUAUAUCUUCUGUCUUUUUUUGAUACGUAUCCAAGCUGCUGUAUUGUUGGUUUUGAUAGCACUCUGCAUUGGGUCGAACUCAUAGGCUGUAUGCAAAAAAUGGACGUAGCCACUGUGAUGUCAACCAUUGCUUUGUGUUAUUUUAAUUCUAUUUCUACAUUAUGGGGGAGGCAGGAUAUCAGGAACACAUGUAAUUUGAUAUACGAUAAAUUAAUGUCUAUUAAGACUGACUCAAUUUUCUUGAGUCUGUCUUAUUUCUUGGUGAUUUUCUAAUUGCUCUUUGUGAGCUUUAGGAUCCAUCAAGUGUUGACAUCAGUAGCUGUAAAAAUUCACCCAGCAGGUCAAAUAUUCAGCUGAACACAAAAUUAUUCAUACCUUUGGUAUAUCUUUUCCUGUGUUUUCUUAACUUUUUAGAGAUGUCUGUCUCGUUUCCUAUCAAAACCUCUCUUGGCUAAAUGAAAUCAAAUAAAAUCUGGAUCUCAGGGGUAUUAGUAAUUUGAGGCUUAACCGUGCUAAUGGAUUGUUGAAUUUGCAUGCAUGGUAUUUUAAAUAUUUCCUAUCGAAUAUUGCAUCCAAGCAGUGUUUUGUGAUUGCAAUAUGGAAUACAUUGAUACUGCAACAGUUGCUUUGAUUGUUGUUUGAUAAAUAUUUUUGUUGCUCUCAUAGACAUGGAAAACUGGUCGUUCUUUUAUUUUGGUUAUUUUAACAUGUGCUUUAAAACUGGGCUCUUUUAAUAGUUUACUGAAAUAAGUAGUGGAAAAACAUUUAGUGACUAUAUAUUGUUAAAUGCUUUUUCUCAAUGAGACUCUGCCACCUAUGGGGUCAUCAGUGGUGCUGUGGUUUGGACGUUGGUCAAAUUGGAUCCAUGCUCCAAGGACAACCAGCCUUCCAGCUGGUCGUCCUAGAGUCAGUCAGUUUACUCCUUUAGGUAGAGGCAUGCUACAGGAGUAAAUGACAUAAACCAAUUUAAUGUUGUCUACCAGUCAUUUCAUAACCCAGGGUCCAUAUUCUCACAGAUUCCUCUCAGAGAGCUUUUACCUUAAGCUAGAAAUUCCUGCCAAGGACUGCUGGCUUAAAAGAGUGGCAGUAAAAUCAACUUUUUAAAGCUUUUCAUCAUGCUAUAAUGUUACUCCCUCAUCAAAAACAUGUCUAUAGUGUUGCUUUGAUUGUUGUUUGAGAAAUCCUUACAUUCCCAUGGCAACCAUUCGUGGCGCUUUGCUCAUACAAAGCGCCACCUUUUCCCCACAAAGCUCCUCCUUGGAGCUGCAGUCUCCAGCCGAGCUUCUGCCUCAUAACGCUGCCCUUCCUCGUGCCUGACCCGCUCAGCUCCUCCAGACAGGCGGCAGCAGUAAAACACUUGGUUGAACUGCACAGCGUCUGUUGAGGUCAUUAUAUGGACCGCCUCUCAGUUCAGCGCUCCUAAGAAUGGUUGAAAGCGGCAUAAUGAAUAACACCGUUUGUGAUGAUGUGCUCAAGGCGGAGUUUCGGAAAGAGCAGGAGCUUCUUAAAGAGACAGAAGUCCAGUUUUAAGGCGUUGAGUUUCUUUCAAGUCAUGUUACCUUCAUAACAACUGAAGGUAACGUAGGUAUUUGACUGCUAUAAAAUGCCACUAUGUGCCUGGAAAUGCAUAAUACCGUAAGAGUGAUUCAUUCAGCUGCUGAGGUAGGGGUUGACAUUCUUCUCUUAGUGAUGAGGUGUGGUUGACCCUGUUGCUAUGGGUGACGCUGGGACUUGGCCAAUAGACUUUGAUUGAUUAUUUGGCUUCUACUAUUUAAUGGAGAUUGGUAAAUAAUUUCAUGGAGUAUUACUGCCACCAAUUAGUAACAAGUCUGGACCAAAUGUCCCCUAACUUUUAUUGUACAGAAGGAAUGUUCUAAGAAAAAUCUUGAAAUUCGAGAAAUUCUAAGAAAUGUUCCUGCGGUGACAUCUUUAAAAGCCUCUUUUAGUCUCAGGAUUUGUUGAGAAUAUGGAUCCCGGCAUUGUUGCUCUCCUUCUUUGGGUAGUAUUGAUACUUGGCUUGUCUUUGGUGCCAACUUUUUAGUGCUCAUCAGCGUCUUUAUAACUUGCGAGGGCCCUGAAGGAUUCUUCCAGGCUGUUCCCAACGGAUGUCAGAGCCACACCAACAUAGAAACCCUGAUUUGGCUGAGACUGCGUCCAUCUUUAGCAUACAGUAUAUGGUUCAGAGUACUCAUGUUGUACCUUACAGUGUUUCUAGAUUUCUAUUUAAAUCUAUACUUAUAUAGUAUAGUAUAGUAUACUGAUGAGACAAAAGCAUCAGUGUGUUAUUUUUGAAGCCUUUCAUCUUGCUCUGCACAGCCUGAUAUUUUUGCUUUGUUGUGAUUAGAGGUCAGUUGUUCUUAAAAGGACCUGGUGCUUCUGAUUUAGAAUCAACAUGAAGAUAUGGGAGAACCUGUAAAAAAUCAAAUCAAAAGUUUUAGCAUAUGUGAACCUGAGAGAUUUUGGGUUAUUUCAAUGACGGAGUUAACCUCAUGCUGCAUGACAUAAAACUUGCAGGAUCUUAUGCUAAGAGCUGGGCAGACCGCACAAGACAUUGUUUGUAUUGACACGCAUUAAUGAAUAUACAAUUAAUGGUAAAUUUCAACUAAUGAUGCAAAGCCUUUUAUUGUAAGGGGAUCCCAGUUUGAAUGAUGGAUGUUACGCUGUGUUUUUUAGCCAACAGUAAAAUAACCACAACAGCAGAACAGCCUGGAGCACAAGUGCCUCUAAAUCACUAACUUUGACUUAUUCUUUCUGUGCUCUUUAUAGUUUACAACACUUUGGGUGAAACUAAAUAACAAAGUGAAAUAUAGUUAAGGACACGGUGAUUUUUGGAAUCUCUUUAAAGUUUUAUUGGUAAUUUGACUCUACAUUGAUGGGAUAACUUCAGAUUUUCAAUAGAACCACUCGGUGUUCUAUUGAAAAGUUGCUUACUCAGCAACUUUUAAAUGUCCGUUUCUAACCUUUAGAUGAGUUGUUUUAAGGAAAAACAUGAACAAAUUUCUGGAACCUUGGUACUGUCUUGCUUGACUGUGAUCCAACUUUGCACCAGCCUUUUCAAGAUUUUGGUUCCUACUUUUUGCAUGAUUUAGUUAAUGAGAGCAUGUCUUGAUUUCAGUCUAUGUUUACUAAGUGUUUUAUGUUGCCUGGAUUAUUUCUUUAAAGGUAUCUCUAAGAUACAUCUUUGAAUAAAGAUUCUAGCUUUUGAGCUAAAAAGGACUUUCCACCUGCUUUGGUUGAAAACGAAUCUCCCAAAAGAGAUCUUGAAUUUCUUCCAAAUAUAACAAAUGAGCUUGUUUUGUUUUGGUUUUUGAAACAAGAUGUUCCAAAAAGAAUUAUUCUAAAAGAUCAUCGCCUCAUUUAUCCCUGAUCCACUAAAUUAAAUAAAAUCAGAGGUGAAUCAACUAAAGCAAACAAUGUUGACUAAGGAUAAAGGCAGAGAAAAUUCCCCCUAAUCUAAUAAUAAUAGAUCAGCUUUUGCAGAAUUAUUUCAAUAUGAUCAGGAUUAAACCAGGAACUGCAUCAUGUUGUGAUUCCAAUGUUUGAUCUGAACUAUUUGUUUUUCUCUCAUGAUUGUAAUGAGCACAGACAGCGCAUGUCUUCUUUUUCUUUUAGAUGAUCUUUUGUUAGUUUUUCCUUUUUUAAUGAUGUAUACAUGGUGACAUGCCUUAAAUGAGUUUGACAGAUCACAUUGCAGCAAGGAUUGGCAGUCUAAGCGGUGCAGGUUCACCUGCUGGAGCUUUUUCUUCUAUUUAACUCCUGAACCAUUCAGUCACCAUUAAAGUGUACCACCAGGCAAAAAAACAAAACAAAAAACCAAUAAAUAUUUGUUGUGGCACGUCUAAUUUUCUGUUUUAAAAUGUUUUUUAAGACUGGUGACAGUGAUGAUGAAAUAGAACAGCAGGAAUUGUUGAUGUAUGAUUUCUCUACCAAACAGAGACUCAAGAAUGCAGCUAACAAUUCAGCAUUAACAGCUUUAUUGUCUUAUGUAACACUCGGAAGUUUGUCUGCAGCUUCUCUUUGUGGUGCAGAUUGAUUUAUGGAGCUCAAGAGCAAAAUCUUACAUUUCUUCAGAUUUCCCCAUUUGAUUGUUUCUUUUCAUAAUGUGGAGAGCAGCCAAUGUCUGCAGAGAUGUACAGUGAGCAGAUGGACUUUGUUGAGCUGGUGAUGAGAUGCUGUUGGUUCAAACUCAACUGAUGUCACUUCACACAAGUUCAUCUUUUAAACACAUAUUAAUGUUGUUUAUUGUAUAUUGGACACAAAUAAACAAUCAUGCAUCUUA